AAGACAUUUAAUGGCCAUCUCGCCGCGCGCUUUGCAUACGUUGUUUCGCUCAUUCUUUACAUCGCACCUCCAUCUUCCCACCAGUUACUAGUCCUCACUUUCGAUGAUGUUCCAUGCCAUCUAUUGGUUUGGCUCAAAGAGUGGCAGCAUCCUAAUUAUUUUGCUGUUUUUUAACAUAUUUCCCAUCCACGCGUCUCCUGUAACCACAUCUGUGGCCAAGCUCUCUCCCGACCAACUCCUGACCAAGCGGGUGAAAGUACCAGUCCCUCCGUUUCCAGAUGAUUAUGAUGGCCGAAUCGACAAGGGCAAGUGGCUCAAGGGUCUUUUUGCGCUAGAUGAUGCACAAGCGCAAGAGUACAACGGCGGGGUUUCUAUCGUCAGCCCAUUCAAGGACCCAGACGAGAUGUUCGAUUGGGGGUGGACGCGUCACCUUGCACGGUGGCCCUUCGACGAACUGCGGGAAUGGCCCCAAUUUACGAAAGACCUAGACGAGUUAUUUGCGGACCCAGCUUUUCCCUUAGACCAGUCGAAGGGCGUAGCGUAUCACAUAGUCCACGACCGACGGUUUCGGUACCCGGAUUUACGAUUUGGAUUUCCGACGACGGCGCAUUAUACUAACGUGGUUAACCCACCUGCCGGCGCAUUCAUCUUCUAUUCAAACUUCAGUCCCCAUUACGCAAAGUCCGUAUAUUCUAAAGGAGACAUCCCUGACCUAGAUACGUUAUCGGAUUUUGCUUUCUUUCAAUGGCAGCUCGGUUGCGAAGCCUCUGGUGUUGAAAUGACCAACCUCAAGGUCAUCUUCCGAGCGCAUAUUACCCAUGAGCGGACUUUGAAUAUUAUUGUCCAGGCUUUACGUAGAAGGGGGUAUCAGAGGAUCCCUGGCUGGGAUGAACGGGUCACAUUCCCUAUGGAUUCAGACGAGGGGCUUGCUAUUUUGGGUACUUCUCACGGCGCUUCAACGGCCUGGAUGCUUAUCCAGCACAAGUCAAAACUCGGGUUGAAAACUAUUGGGGAGGUGGUAGUAUGGGAGUCAGGAGGGGGCUUCCCACUCGAUCAAAAGCUAAAGGAUGCCAAGUUGAACUUGAGAUUUACAAUCUUAGACGCUUAGGAUUUCUCUUUUUACCUGAUCAGGCUUUCUGGAAGGGGGGAGAAAUGGUCAAAGUAGACCAAGACUAAGGAGACACUCAUCUGACGACUGUCUCACAGUUUUGUGGCUUUAUCGUGAAAUGAGUCAACAUACCGCAUUUCGGCCACCCGAAUAUGCCUCAUUUUCCCCUCAGCACCAUGAUGUUACGAGCAGGUCAGGGCAACCAACUGCACCACAAAGCAAAAGCUUCGGUAAUGAUGCGCCUGCAUCAUUAUCCCCUGUUCUGCACUAUAUAGUUACGCCGGCCAGCACCCCAACUGGUUGGGCCGUAACACAUGACUGCCCUCCAACUUCCAGCUACCACAACACUAACAAACCUCAUCUAAAGGACUUCGUCUUUUGCACAUACCUUCCUCUAUAAAUGGUCGAAUAUGCCGAAGAUGAGAUCAAUCAAGCUGCGCAAGUUGUCAGCGACGGCAUGAGCCUAAGGCAGCACGGUGGCUGGGCCCCAAGCGUCGAGGAUGAUGCCCUGGCCGACCCAGGCGAACGAUUCCGUCCGCAAGGUUUCGACCGUCGUGGCCCCGCCGAACGAAUGGCCCAUGAUGGUCACGUUCUCGAGGAACAUCCUGCCCUUCCAGUCUUCCCACAUGAUCCCUGUGAGACCCUGGGAGCUGGAGGCGACGUUGCCCUUCCUCCUCAGGUUCGUAGCUUCCACCUCGUGCCCCCGGCCGCUAUUGAUGCGCCCGAGGAUGCGGUAGGCCUCCUCCAUCUCCGCCAUUCUCAUCUCGAUCUGGGCCGUUCUCAAUUCCGUGUCGACACCGCGUGCGUUAUGGGGCGCAGUGUCCUGGGCGUUGUCUUUGGGGAAGAGGUAGUCGACACAGUAGUGCCGGUCGCUCUGCUUGCCCUUUUUCUUGUUCUUGAUUUUCUGGGCGCUGAAGCUCUUGACGUACGCUGUCGACGAAUCGCUGUCGGACACAUCGCGAGUCUCGGGCAGGUUGACGUAAGUUCUGGCGCCGCUCCCGUCCCGGUGCUCCACCGCCACGACGAUGAAACCGUAGCUCGCCAGCUCGCCACAGAUGGAGCUGUAGCUCAUCCUGGAGCCCCCGAGACCGUGGCUGAAGAUGAUGACGGGGAAAGUCGGGCUCGUGCCGGAACUCGACUCCUCGUUGCGUGCCGUCCGUCCAGUGGGCCCGUCGUCGCCCAGCAUGUCUUCCGGCCAGUGUCCCGCGAGCUUGGCAUUGCGCAACGCCGGGAGCUUGGUGAACAUGGAAGUGGCGGCGAUGUAGGCCGUCACCGGCAGGUUCGGGACGCUGAAGAACUUGGCGUAGCCCUUGCAGGUGAGAACACGCGGGCGAGGGAGCCAUCCGACCCGCGAGGGCUGCGACUUGAUCCCAUUCCCGCCGGCUUUCCCCUUGCCGUCGUUCUCGGGAGCGGAGUGGUCGUCUGUCUUGGUCUUGAGGGCGCACGGGUAGUAGACGGCGAACAGGACGGUGUCGAGCCUAAGCAGCGGCACGUUAUCGCGCCUGAGGUUGGAAACCACACGCGGCUGGCUGACGGGCGCCUCAAUCUCGAGGAAGCUUACGCCAUAAGGUCCCGUGUAGAACGGCAGCGAGUGGAGGAAGCGCUCCCUGAAGGUCUUGGGCGGGUGCGUCGCCGAUCGUCGUUUCCUGUCCUCGGUCGAGGCCUUUUUCUCUCCCGACACCAUUGCGAGCGAGCGGGGGGUGUCGGUGAUGUCGUACGUAUGUUCAAAGAUGUUUGACGCGCGGACGCGGGUCGUAGUGAAGGGCCUUCUGUCGAUGUCGCCGACCAAGGUGGUUGAACGAGAGAACGCGGAAUGGUGUUGGAUAUAGAUGUGCGCCGGCUCACGGCGGCAAUGCAGGAACACCCGUUGCAAGGGAGAAAUCGGGUGAGAGAAGGUCAGGCAGGCAGGGUCCGAACAUUCCUGAACGAGACGUGCGCAGAAGUCACGACCCCUUGGCUAGGCUCGCUGGCGUCGCGCUUGUCAAUUUCUGUCGCUCGGUCGAGUCGAGGAUUAUUAUUGCCGUGGUUAAAGGAUGGAAAGCGUGAAACUGAGCAGUCCGGUAGAUGCGCUGACGUCACAAUUUGCUGUUUGGCCGUUCUUUCAGCACCCGGAUUUUGUUUCUCCUGAUUGUUGACAGGGGUCCGUCUGCCGGUCUGUCUAUCUUGUCACGCGAGGCGGAGGGGGUAUCAUGCCAUAAGGAUGAAGACAAGAACAAAACGAUAAAAAAGGUUCCGUUGAUG
Messenger RNA from Colletotrichum destructivum, 3349 nucleotides. RefSeq lists its product as uncharacterized. The coding region runs from base 104 to 1108 and encodes 334 amino acids. The transcript has 2 exons. Lineage: Eukaryota; Fungi; Ascomycota; Sordariomycetes; Glomerellales; Glomerellaceae. The record is from RefSeq and is a predicted model, not a curated record.